Messenger RNA from Brassica napus (rape), 1230 nucleotides. RefSeq lists its product as uncharacterized. Lineage: Eukaryota; Viridiplantae; Streptophyta; Magnoliopsida; Brassicales; Brassicaceae. The record is from RefSeq and is a predicted model, not a curated record. The transcript has 3 exons. Bases 331 to 1230 code for a protein of 299 amino acids.
GUCCUCUCUCUCUCUCGCCGUCUCUUUCUCGCCGUCUCUCUCGCCUUCUCUUUCUCGCCGUCAAUCUCGUCGUCUCGUCAUCUCUCUCACCGGUUUGAUCUUCUUCUUCGUAGAUCUAUGCUUAUAUGUUUGAAUUCGUUUAUGGGUUUGCUUCGGUUUAUGUUAUGUAUUGAUUUCCCUUUUGAAUUUGUCAUGGGUUUAUGCUUGAGAAUGUGUUGAAAUACUGAUGGGUUUGCUUGGUUUGAUUACAUAAGUAUGCUUCAAGUUUCUUGUUAGCUUAGCUUAUCUCACUAGUAGCUUGUGAAAUCUCAUAGCUUGUGAAUUAUUUAUAUGGCAGGUUGUUUCUUGCAGUUUACUUGGAUUGCAAUGACAUCUGUCCCUGGUACUGAUUCCCUGGCAUGGACUGAUGAGCAAACCCGGUUCUACCUCAAACUGAGAGUUGAGGAGAAGCUGAAAGGAAAUGAAAGAAAAGGAAAUCUUAAUGAAGUUGGGAGACAGUCCAUUAUCGACAAGUUUUAUGAAGCUUAUGGGGAAAGACACGUUUGGAGAAAAUUUGGGAUCAAGCACACUACUUGCAAAACUCAGUAUGCAAGGUUCAAACGGUUGAUCAACAAGAGGACCGGACUUGGCUAUGAUGCAAAUGGGUACGUAGACAUGUCUGAUGACUGGUGGGAUCAACUUUUUAAGGAAUUCCCAUCAGCUAGAAAGCUUAAAGAGAAUCCACUAGCAAAUGUUGACUUGUUGGAGAAUGUGUUUGGAGCGGUUCAUGUAAGUGGAGGUGAAGGAUGGACUGCUCAGCAAGGCGAAGACUCUUUGGAUAAGCAAGGCGACAAUAAUGAUGGUGAUGCUGAAGACACUGAUGUGGAUCAAGUUCCUCCUACUCAAGAUAUCAGUGCUCCAGCUGAAUCAAGAACUGCUGGCCCUUCAUCCAGUAGAACAAAAGCUAACAGGAAGAGAUCAACUGCUCAAGUAGGACAGGCUGUAGUAGAUUGUCUUUCUGACAAGAACAAGAUGAUAGGGAACCACCUUGAGUUCAGUUGCAACCAGCUUACAGCUAUGGAAGCCUUACACUCACUGUCUGCUAUCAGGCACUGGUCUCCUUUGUACAAGGCAGCCAUCGAUCAUCUCAAGCAGGACCCUACCAAUCGUCAGACCUUCUUGUUCUAUAAAGAUGAUGAGGACAAGGUUCUCUACUUGGAGUAUGCUACUGGUGAAAGUAGAGAUGCUUGA